AUGAUUGUGAGGGCGGAGGCGGGCGGACCGGCCGCACCGCCGUCCUGGGCACUCAUUGAGCUUCAGGGUGACCUGGAGUCUCGCUCGGGCUCCUCGCUGGCCGGCCAGCUGAUCGGCGACCUGCACUUCACGCGCCAGGGAGCGCCCGUGCUCAUCGUCGGCCACCACAUCCUCUGGGGCAAGGUUGCCACCCUCGAGAAGCCGCUGCUGGUCAUGGAGAAAGGCGAGGCGGCGACGCGGGAGAUCUCUGUAGACGCGAUGGAGACGGAGGACGCAGGCGCCGGCGCCGAAUGUCGCUACCACGUGCGGGCCGUGGUGCGCAAGAAGAUCCUCUUCAGGAGCCGACCCAAGCCGAUCAUCGCCAACGUGCCCAAGAAGCUGUGA
Messenger RNA from Pollicipes pollicipes, 384 nucleotides. RefSeq names its product chromosome transmission fidelity protein 8 homolog. Gene Ontology annotation, biological process: mitotic sister chromatid cohesion. Bases 1 to 384 code for a protein of 127 amino acids. The transcript is spliced from 3 exons. Lineage: Eukaryota; Metazoa; Arthropoda; Thecostraca; Pollicipedomorpha; Pollicipedidae. The record is from RefSeq and is a predicted model, not a curated record. Gene Ontology annotation, cellular component: Ctf18 RFC-like complex.